AUGGCGGCUCGAUCGGCUCUGGAGGAGACCGAAUUGGCCGAGAUCCAUCGAUUUGCGGUGCAGCUGGCCAAAGACGCGGGUCAAAUGCUACUUGCUGCCGUCGAGCUGCGCGCCGGGAAGACUGUUCGAGAAGGCCAUGUCGAGAAGGAAUCCGCCGUCGAUCUCGUAACACAAACGGACGAAGAUGUCGAGGCCUUCAUUCGCUCAAGCAUUCAGGCAAAGUAUCCUUCUCACGCAUUCUGUGGCGAAGAGUCGUACAGUAAAGGGGGAUCAAAAAUGUACCUAAUCCCACCAACAGGGCCGGCCUGGUGUGUCGAUCCACUAGACGGUACCGUAAACUUUAUCCACUUGUGCCCCUUCUACUGUGUUUCCAUUGCAUUCACAUGGAAUGGAGAACCAAUGAUCGGAGCCAUCAAUGCGCCAUUCCUCCGGCAACUUUUUACUGCAUGCCGUGGGCAAGGUGCAUGGCUGAAUGAAACUAUCUCGUUGCCUCUUGACCGGUCGCCAAUACCGCCGUUACCGGAGAGUGCACCUAAAGGUUGCAUCUUCUCCUGCGAAUGGGGUAAGGACAGACGAGACGUGCCUAAUGGCAACCUUCACCGGAAAGUGAACAGUUUUAUGAACAUGGCAGCUGAAUUGGGAGGUCGAGACGGUAAGGGCGGCCACGUGCAUGGUGUGCGCAGUCUCGGCAGCGCCACGCUUGAUCUUGCAUACUGUGCGAUGGGCAGUUUCGACAUCUGGUGGGAGGGAGGAUGCUGGGAAUGGGACGUUGCAGCCGGCAUUUGCCUUUUGAAGGAAGCAGGAGGCUUGGUGACAUCUGCUAACCCUCCAAACGACCCAAGCACUGCUCCUGUAUUAGACGCACAUCUCGGCAGUCGACUGUAUCUUGCUCUCCGUCCAGCUGGAGACUCGGCAACUGAGACCGGACGGCAGACGCAGGAACGUACCGUCAGAGAGGUCUGGCGAAGGGUCCAACAACUGGACUACAACAGACCCGGCGUACAGUAA
Zasmidium cellare ATCC 36951 is the source of this 1008-nucleotide messenger RNA. RefSeq lists its product as uncharacterized. The coding region runs from base 1 to 1008 and encodes 335 amino acids. Gene Ontology annotation, molecular function: inositol monophosphate 1-phosphatase activity. The transcript is spliced from 6 exons. The record is from RefSeq and is a predicted model, not a curated record. Gene Ontology annotation, biological process: inositol metabolic process; phosphatidylinositol phosphate biosynthetic process; signal transduction. NCBI's taxonomy places the organism in Eukaryota, Fungi, Ascomycota, Dothideomycetes, Mycosphaerellales, Mycosphaerellaceae.